AUGCCGUUCUUCUCGAAGGUGUUUAAGUCCAGGGAAGGCCAAGUCAAGAAAAAUGCUGCCCCCGUUGCGAACGGAGAGAGUCACAAGAAGCCUCAAUGGUCGGACGCUUGGGUGCGCACGAGGGUCGACCCAGAGGAGGUCGCGGAGCUGUUGCAUCUGUGUACAGCCGAGUUGAAGUCAAGAGCGCUCGAUGUCCCCUUCCUACUCUUACCAUUUCGUCCGUCGUCGGAUCCUUCUGCCGCCAGAACAUAUGUGCGCAACUUCUUUCUCCCGCCUCACGACCGCGAGCCUUUGCGGGGCUCAUCAUUGGAGAAUGAGCUCCGCAUGACCGAAGUCAUGGUCAUAAUCAGUGUGAUGAAAUGGUGUUGGGCUCGCCUCCCUGGUGGUGUGGUGACGUGGGAGGUCUACGAGGGGUUUAGAGUGGGAGAGAAAGACUCGGGAUUUGCGCGCGACGCUUUCAGUACUUUUGUGCCCAUCGGAGUUGACUCGCCCGCUCGGCUUCAGAUCAUCAAAGACUUUUUCGACCUGCUUGCUGCAAUCGCUGCACAUGGCAAGGCUAAUGGACUAGGAGGCCACAAACUCUCCAGAUAUGCUGGGUGGUGGGCAUUCGAACACUAUGACGCCGGCAAAGGCUUCGAAUCUGGAUAUCAGUCCUGGUCAAGUGCGGCGGACGCGACAUCUCAUCUCUUCUUCGCCUACCUUCGAUCCAUGUCUCCUGGCGCUGGGAAAUCAAGUGGAAUCUUGACCCUUCCUAGGUCGCUCCAGCAACUUCUCGACUCGGUCACGUACCCUCCCAAGAAUGCGCUUCUCUCCAACGAUACCACCAAGGUUGUUAUGAUUGUUGAUGUGGUCUCACCAACUCCAUAUGCUCUGCUACGACGGGCCAGGAACUUCGAAUACAGAGAUGAUGAUCAAGGUCUACAACAGUUUGCAAACUACGAUGAUCCAGUCCAGGCUCUUACAGAUGAAUGCCGUCGUGUGCUGAAGGCCAUAUCAUCCGCCAACCAGUCACACGUCUCGAACGCGAAAACAUCCACGAGCUUAACGGAUCCUUCAUGGUCGCGCUUCGAGGACGUAGGUUUUGGCAGCGCUCUUGAUGAUGACGAGGACGACGAUGAUGGACUGCUGGGCCGCAGGCUUGUGUCGACGAAACCGCUGGCUGCCACGACUAGAGGACGAGGCUAUCAAGAUUUGGCUCGACCAACCACUCCCUCCUGGGCAGAUUUCUUGUCGUCUGGAUUUGCAGACGAGCACGGCAACAAGGCUCCGGCACCUAUCCUGCUUCCGCCUGACAAGAUACUACCUCCCAUCAACACGGAUGCGCCUAGAGGCCAAAGCUCGCAAUCACAUCGGAGAAACCUUGACAUGCAGCAAAAUCUCGACCCCGGCGAAUUGGCAAGCAUUGCAAAGGUCAAUGUGGAUGAUUCUUUCUGGUGGGUCUGGAUCAGUAGUCUUGCUCCAGAAGAACCAACUUCAAGGAAAGCCGUGUUUGGCCGAUGCGCCUUGAUUGAGACCAAAUUCCAGUUUGACAAAUGGAUGGUUAUGGAGGAGCAAGUGAAAGGAGCCGCCCCAGAGCCCGCCGCUGGAGCAUAUAUUGCGGAGAAAAAGAAGACAUUCCUCGGAUUUACGACCAAGCGCGGGCGAAUAACGCGACGAGGAUCUGGCUCUAAGAAGAGCCCUCUGUCUCCAGAACCCCACCUCACGACGAACAACCGAGCGACCUUGGCGCCAGAUCAACACGCGAAGAUCCAACAAGCUGCCGCCGAGCUUACUAGAAGGAAAGAGGUCGAGGAGAGGGAAGAGAAAGCUGCUCUGGCGACCCGCCGUGGACGUACUCAAGAACCAAUAGCGGCAUCGAAGACGAACAGUAUAUUCACCAUCGGUCCGCUUAUCAAGGACGAGGCUUCGCCAGCACUGCAAUGGGCCAGCCAGUACGACAAGAAGGCGAUCCGGGCUAAGUAUCUGGGCGACUCGCUUGCUGGUAAGGGCUCUCGUGAGAUGUUGACGCUGCCCAACAACAACCUGGGGAUCAGCAGGUCGACUUCCACUCUCUCAGUGGUCAGCAAGAACAAGGAUCUGCCCGCACCACCUGCUGUAAAUUCGUCGCGUCCGGCGCUUGUCGAAAGGUCGCAGUCUGCAGAGCAAACUACACCAGCGCCACCACCGGUAGUCGUGGAUCCUGCCCCGAUUCCUGUUGAACCAACGGUUCCAGUCGAGAUCAACGCUCCGGUCGAGGCGGCAGAAGUACCAUUACCGCCAGCAACGCCAGAAACCGUACAGGCUCCAUCUGCUAAACCGCAGCCGCAGAAGCUCCGCAAGUCGUUGGACCAGCAGCGUCGAUCUCCACCAGAGCAGAGGAAGCCAAGGGGCAAGACUCCAACCGGACCACCUCCUGUACAAAAGUCGAGUGGGAUUCGACGGCUAUUUGGAACCAAACGAUCUAAAUCGCGGGACUCGAGGCCCUCAGAUCCUCCUUUGUCGCCCGCUCAAACCAGUGAAGACCCUGCCGUCAUCGCUGCCAGACGGGCUCUGGAGGGAAAGCCUCCCCUUCCUGCGGAGGGUCCGGUCUCACCUCCCUUGAGUCCCGGACAUUUCCAUCGACUUGCAACUGUCAAGAACCAGCCAGCAGCAGUGAUGGAGGAGGAACCUGAGCCAGUCCCUCAAAUGGCAACGUCGGUGCAGAGGGAAGUCACUCCUGAACCACGUAAGGAGCACGAAGAGUACGUAGAUCAAGCAUCUGCACCACCUCGGACCCGUCGCGACGAAGAAUAUGACCAACUCUCUCGAGUGGACACCAAUGAGCGGGAGCACGCCGAUCGGGAAUUCUCGACGUUUGAUCAGGGACCUCUGGUUGAUCAGCCAGCCUUUGCCCCAGUCGAUACACCUCCGAGGGAAGAGUUCUUGACGCCGGGCGAGGAGCCUCGACAUGGCCCUAUCAGCUUGAAUUCUGGUCGAUCUUUCCAGCAAACUGAGAGUUCGAUGGAUGACGAGGAGGAGCCGGUUCUGACACAACAGGUCAGUCCCACUGAUCGGUGGGCGCAAAUCCGACGAAAUGCAGCCGAGCGGGCAGCAAGACAAUCGGAGGAGCAGACUUCACGCAGUCGGACCGAGACACGAACUGAUGAUGGUGAGACCAGUGGAGAAGAGACAAUUGAAUCACGAGUUGCACGAAUCAAGGCACGCGUGGCCGAGCUCACGGGCAAUAUGGAUGCAACGCGACGAUAG
Molecule: messenger RNA, 3225 nt
Organism: Cladophialophora carrionii CBS 160.54
Lineage: Eukaryota; Fungi; Ascomycota; Eurotiomycetes; Chaetothyriales; Herpotrichiellaceae
Exons: 6
Coding region: 1-3225 (1074 amino acids)
Source: RefSeq, a predicted model, not a curated record